Messenger RNA from Arachis ipaensis, 516 nucleotides. Lineage: Eukaryota; Viridiplantae; Streptophyta; Magnoliopsida; Fabales; Fabaceae. The record is from RefSeq and is a predicted model, not a curated record.
AUGCGCGUUGAGGUGGGGUUGCCACGCUGGAGGAGAGGUGCCACCUGGGAUAGGAGCCGGCCUGGAACGCGGGGAGACAUUAUCUCUUCCUCACUAUCUGUUUUCUUCGUCAAACCGAUUCUGAUUCGGAGCCUUCUCAGUCACAUAUCUCUUCUCACUCUCUCUGGAAUUCGGGCGAAGAUAGAGUCCGAUCAGAAGAGGAAGAAGUCUCCGGUGGUGCCGGCGGAGCAGAAGGAGAAGCAUAAGCCGCAUUUGAACAAGACGAAGAAGAUGUCGUACUGUGGCAAUAGCGACGGUGGUGAUGGAGCUGAGGUUAGGGCAUCCCACAUACUGGUGAAGCACCAAGAGUCCGAUCGAAAGAGGAAGAAGUCUCCGGUGGUGCUGGCGGAGCAGAAGGAGAAGCAUAAGCAGCAUUUGAACAAGACGAACAAGAUGUGAUACGGUGGUAGCAGUGACGAUCGUGAUGGAGGUGAAGUUAGGUAUCACAAAAAUAUCUAUUUACUCAGUAGAGGAAGU